CUGGCGGUUCUGAAAAGUCGGAUCGGCGGCGACCCAGUGGGACUCUGGAAGAUCUGACCAAUAUCGGCCUCACUGAAUUUCCAUGGAAUCUGAGAAUCCAUCUCUCGCCCUGACCGUGAUGUCCCAGACUGAGAGGAAGACUUGCUAGAUAGGCUUUAUUGCACUGACUCGUUUGCUGUUAUUCUGUGUGUUUCUUGAUCGUUCACUACGGGGGGCUGUAUGAGGAACCCACCUGAUACACAGACCGACACUUUUCUGUUUGGUAGGUCAUCGUCUGUGCCAAUACCCCGGGCUGGAAAUACCUCAAGACACUAGGGUAAGGCAACUCAAGAGGAACAAUGGGCCAAGUGGCUCGGAAUGGGUCAGCCAAGAAGCCACGUGGCAUCUCCAAACUGAAGAUAUUUAUCUUCGCUCUAUCGUACGCCUACGUUGCCAAGACCCUGGCCUAUGCCUACUCGGAAAGCAUCAUCACCCAGAUAGAGAGAAGGUUCAACAUCCCGUCCUCCACCAUCGGCAUCAUCAAUGGCAGCUUCACCAUCGGGAACGUGCUGGUAAUUGCCUUUGUGAGCUACUUCGGUGCCAAACUACAUCGACCCAAAGUAAUUGGGCUGGGGUGCUUGAUCAUGUCCCUUGGGAGUGGUCUGGCGGCGUUACCCCACUUGCUGAUGCCGAGAUAUGAAUAUGAGAGCACAGUCUCGACAACAAGCAACUCCACAAGUCGGGUCCCUCUCUGUCUGGCCAACCAGAGUCUCUCACACAACGUGGAGCUCCCAGGAGAGUGUCUGGGCGGCUCCAUGUCCCUGAUGUGGAUCUUUGUGCUGGUGGGAAAUCUCCUGAAGGGAAUCGGGGAGACCCCAGUAGAACCAUUGGGCCUCUCAUAUGUGGACGAGUUCUCAAAAAAAGAAAAUUCUCCCUUCUAUAUUGGGAUAAUACAGACCAUAUCGAUUGUGGGGCCACUCCUGGGGUACCUACUGGCGGCUCUCUGUGCCCAGCUCUAUGUGGAUAUUGGAUCAAUAAACUUGGAUGACGUCACAAUCGCACAAACAGAUAUCCGGUGGGUUGGCGCAUGGUGGAUUGGGUUUUUUGCCAGCUCAGGGGCAUGUUUCUUGGCCACUCUACUCUUUUGGUUCCUGCCAAAAUCUCUGCCCAGGGAGGGAGGGGAAAGGGAUACAGAACCCAGUGAGACCCUCACCCUGGCAACGGAGGAACAGAAGGGGCAAAACACCAGCAAUGAACAAGCCCCCGGGCUGAGUGAAUUCCUGCGAAUGAUUAAAAGUCUGUUCCGAAAUAAAAUCUACAUGCUGUUCAUGAUCGUCACGGUUCUGCAGUUUAACGCAUUCUCCGGCUACUUCUCCUUCCUGCCCAAGUUUGUGGAGCAGCAGUACGGCAAAUCCCCGUCGGAGGCCAUCUUUCUGAUUGGCGUGUACAACCUGCCCAUAAUAAGCCUGGGGUACUUCCUGGGCGGAUACUACAUGAAGAGGUUUAACGUUUCCACCUAUCGGGCGGCUCAGAUCGGAUUCAUCUCUGAAAUCAUGACGUUUUCCAUUAAUUUCUCGGUGUUUGUAAUGGGCUGCAAGAAUUCACCAGUGAUGGAUCUCACCGUGUUGUAUGAUGGCACUGAUCACAUUUCCUACCUGAACAACUUUACGUCCAGCUGCAACAGCCCCUGCGACUGCCCGUGGGACGUGUGGGACCCGGUGUGCGGGGAUAACGGCCUGGUCUAUAUUUCGGCUUGUCACGCCGGCUGUACGGCAUCUGUAGGGGAGGGGCAAAACACAAUCUUCCAGAACUGCAGCUGUGUGUUGGCCUCACCCUUCCCAUCCAAUGGCAGCGCCACGCUGGGCCAGUGCCCCCGGGAGGAGACAUGUGACUCCAUGCUCAUAUACUUCAUGGUCAUGUCUUUCAUCUGCUGUCUGAUCUUCUCCUUCGGAGCCAUGCCGGCGUAUAUGGUGCUGAUCCGGAGCCUGAAACCUGAAGAAAAGUCAUUGGGACUCGGCCUCCAUCUACUGGCAGCACGGACUGUUGGUGGGAUCCCUUCCUUAGUUUCCUUUGGAGUAUUAGUGGAUUCCACGUGUCUGAAAUGGGGGGUUCUGGAAUGCGGGGAGCCCGGGGCUUGCCGUAUUUACGACACUGAUCUAUUCAGGUACCUGUUCAACGGGAUCCAGUGCGUCAUACGGAUGUCUUCCUACGUCCCCUGCAUUUUCAUCCUCCUCAGCCUGAAACGAGAGCAAGCUCAGCGGGACAGCGCCCCUCCCCCCGCUGGAAGGGCAGAAACACAAGAGAAGUGA
Molecule: messenger RNA, 2288 nt
Organism: Xenopus laevis (African clawed frog)
Lineage: Eukaryota; Metazoa; Chordata; Amphibia; Anura; Pipidae
Gene: slco1a2.L
Product: solute carrier organic anion transporter family member 1A2 L homeolog
Exons: 15
Coding region: 339-2288 (649 amino acids)
Biological process (GO): bile acid and bile salt transport; transmembrane transport; sodium-independent organic anion transport
Cellular component (GO): membrane; plasma membrane; basolateral plasma membrane
Molecular function (GO): bile acid transmembrane transporter activity; transmembrane transporter activity; serine-type endopeptidase inhibitor activity
Source: RefSeq, a predicted model, not a curated record